UGUUCUGACUGUCUUUUUCCCCCCGCUGCCAGGUGAUACUCGGCCGACACCAUGCAGAUUUUUGUGAAAACCCUGACUGGGAAAACGAUCACCCUUGAGGUGGAACCCAGUGACACAAUUGAGAAUGUAAAAGCAAAAAUUCAGGAUAAGGAAGGUAUCCCUCCCGACCAGCAACGUCUGAUCUUUGCAGGGAAGCAGCUGGAAGAUGGUCGCACGCUGUCCGACUACAACAUCCAGAAAGAAUCCACCCUCCACUUGGUGCUGCGCCUCCGCGGAGGAAUCAUCGAACCUUCCCUACGCCAGCUCGCCCAGAAGUACAACUGUGACAAGAUGAUCUGUCGCAAAUGCUAUGCCCGCCUGCACCCCCGGGCCGUGAACUGCCGCAAGAAGAAGUGCGGCCACACCAACAACCUGCGCCCAAAGAAGAAGGUCAAGUAAAGAGUGGGAAGGUUUACGGAACGGACGCUUCCUUUUCCCCAUCUGGUUUCAGUCCUCUGGAGGCAAAACAUUCCGUUUCCUCCUCUCGUGGCGCAUGGCCUUUCCCGCUUGAUUGAAUAAAACUAGUUCACGCACCAAA
Messenger RNA from Sphaerodactylus townsendi, 577 nucleotides. RefSeq names its product ubiquitin A-52 residue ribosomal protein fusion product 1 (gene UBA52). Lineage: Eukaryota; Metazoa; Chordata; Lepidosauria; Squamata; Sphaerodactylidae. The transcript is spliced from 4 exons. Gene Ontology annotation, molecular function: structural constituent of ribosome; ubiquitin protein ligase binding; protein tag activity. Gene Ontology annotation, cellular component: nucleus; ribosome; cytoplasm. Gene Ontology annotation, biological process: modification-dependent protein catabolic process; translation; protein ubiquitination. The record is from RefSeq and is a predicted model, not a curated record. The coding region runs from base 52 to 438 and encodes 128 amino acids.